CCGCCGGGCCCGCUCGCUCCGGGCCCGUCCCGGUGCGAUCCCAGUCCCGGUGCGAUCCGCGUCCCAGUGAGAUCCCAGUCCCGGUGGGAUCCCGUCCCGGUGGGAUCCCGUCCCGUUGGAGCGGCCAUGGCUGGCAGAGGCACGAGGACAGUUGUCAUCGCUGGUGUCCCCGCUGGCCUCCUGCAGGAUGAGCUCCUGGCUGACAUCCUCACCAUCCACUUCCAAAUGUCCAGGAACAACGGCGGGGACGUGGAGCAGGUCACGUAUCCCACACGCAAAACUGGAGUUGCCUACGUGACCUUCGAGGAUGCAGGAGUUGUGGAGCGUGUUCUGAAGAAGGAUCAGCAUCUCCUGCAGGACAAGAGGCUGCCCAGGCCCUUCCCCCUGACAGUGACCCGCUACUGCCACGAUGCCUUCCUCUGGGUCACCUCCACCCUCAACAUGGCUGUUUUCAGAGAUCACUUGGUUUUAGAAGAUUUGGUGGAGGAGAUGAAGCAGCAGAGCCCGGCUUUGAGUUUUGGGCCUUUGCAGCGUGACGGGCAAAUUGCCGUGCAAGGGUCCUUCCCAGCACUCCGAGUGCUGAGAGAUUUCCUCCUGCUGAAGGCAAAACCCCUCUCAGAGGAGGACAAAAGAGAGAGAAAAUCCCACCAGAGACCGAGGAGGAAGCUGCAGGAGCGCAGAGGCGCUGCGGAGAUGAGGAAUUCCACCCGGGAUGAGCAGAGGGAAAACCGAGUGCUGGUUCUGGACACGGAUAUCUAUCACUACAUGAAGAGCUUUUAUCCCAAGGCUUUGCAGGGAAAUGAUGUUGUCAUUUCUGGUGUCACUGAUGGUGACAUCACCACGGUGUGCAUUGAGAGUGCUGGCAGCAAGGCUGGUGCUACACAGGGAUUAAAGGCCAAGAAAACGAUAGAAGAUUACUCGGUGGAGCUGCAGAAGAUUUUAUGGAAGGAGAGGAUCUGGUUGAAGGAGCCCAGCAGAGCUGGGAAGCAGAGACACAGACAGCUCUGUGACAGGCUGAAAGCACGCUACCCCACAGUGCUGGUCAUCCAUUAUGACACCCACCUGGACGUUGUGGGCACCUCUGCAGACGUGUUGGGCUUCACAGAGGAGGUGAAGAGGCACUCCAGGUAGGAGUGAGGGCUCCUGGGGUUUGGGUUUCUCACCCAGACUCUGCCCGUGGCCCUGUGGCACUGCAGCUCUCCCUCUGUGGCACUGGGGUGUCACUUUGUCCCACUCACAGGCUGGCAACUCUGCAUGGGAAGGUGACCAAGCCUGGCUCCCCCAAGCACUAAAUUAAGAUCAGAACAAAAAAAUCAAUGAUUUUUGCAUCAUUCAUGAACUUGGGGACCUGUUCUGCCCAGAAACAACAACAUUUCCUUUUGGUACCUCAGUGCAUUCUCACCCCAGCUUGCUGUCAAGGAGUACAUGCUGAAAAAAGAGAUUUUUUUUUUAAGCUGGGUGUGCCAACCAUGUAGGAAACACUGCAGGGAGGUUGUGUGUGAGGUUCUGUGAGGAGGUGACCACAGCAGCCAGGAAUGGGGACCUUUUCUGGCCCUUCAGCUGCAGAGGGACCCCUGGCAGAGCAAAAUGCACAUGGGAUGGACAGGCUUGAGAAAGCCUUGCUAAUUCUUCCCUGCAGGAAACA
Messenger RNA from Camarhynchus parvulus, 1645 nucleotides. RefSeq names its product RNA binding motif protein 43 (gene RBM43). The transcript has 4 exons. Gene Ontology annotation, molecular function: RNA binding. NCBI's taxonomy places the organism in Eukaryota, Metazoa, Chordata, Aves, Passeriformes, Thraupidae. Bases 127 to 1131 code for a protein of 334 amino acids. The record is from RefSeq and is a predicted model, not a curated record.